This is a messenger RNA of Myzus persicae (green peach aphid), 1026 nucleotides long. RefSeq lists its product as uncharacterized. The record is from RefSeq and is a predicted model, not a curated record. NCBI's taxonomy places the organism in Eukaryota, Metazoa, Arthropoda, Insecta, Hemiptera, Aphididae. The transcript has 4 exons. Gene Ontology annotation, molecular function: nucleic acid binding. Bases 1 to 942 code for a protein of 313 amino acids.
AUGGAAGAGGACCUGUUGCAAGAAAACCUAAGAGAGAUGAAGGUUGCCCUUUUCUGGACUGAGGAAGUGUUCUACGCCGAUAGACUCCUACAACUAGGUGACUUAAUAAAUGCCAAAGGAGCCCAAGAUUAUAUAUAUAGUAACAAAAUUAGUAUACUUCAAGAUAACAAAACAAAGAAAUGGUCAAUUGGACUACAAUUUGUUCAAUUUCAAAAAAAUAGUUCUCAUCAUCGUGUGAUUGGUAGGUCACCGUAUAAGGCUUUAUUUGGGAAUGAUCCGAAAGUUGGAUUAGCUACAUCCAAUUUACCAAUAGAAAUUUUACAAAAAUUGGUAACGGAAGAAGACUUAGAAGAAAUCUACAAAGAAGAAAGUGAGAUCGAAAAAAUAACUGUUCCAUGUAAUGUUUGCGGAACAGAAUGUUGUAUGGAAACGGACUCCGCCGAAGCAAUUUUAUGUAAUUUAUGUGAGAAGAAUAUAAAAAUUAAGGAAGCACGUCAUCUAGGCGCUAUAGGAAUAGAAAAGCAAGCCGAAAAAAUGUUACAAGAUAGUAAGAUCAAAAUACCAACAUUUAAAGUUGGAGACUGUGUUGUAAUCCCGGUUCCAAAGGUGGAUAGAGGUCCUGCAGACCCAGCCAACAUUAUUGGAGUAGUGAUUGGCCAAAAAAAUGACCUUAACCAUUUAGGAACUGAACAUGGCAUACUGAAAGGUUGGUAUGGUCCUGGAACUAUACAACCAGCCACAUCAAAUUUCAUUGACAUCGAGAAAGUAAAUAAGACAAAAGAGAUGUCAUUAAGAGAAAUUGUCUCUUCUUUAACUGGAGGUCAAGGUUUUUUAAGCUGUUGUUGUAAAGGCAAAUGUCAAACUAAAAAAUGUGCUUGUUUUAAAGGUAAUUUAAAAUGUAAUUCUCGCUGCCAUAACUCACAAACUUGUCUGAAUAAAUAAUAGUUUGUAUUAAAGUAUUAUAAUAUUAUAAUAUUUGUAAAACAUUAAAUAUAAUAUGUAAAAAUUAGUAAGCAUAAUAGUUUG